CCAGGAAGGAAGUAUCGGCCAUUCAAGACAGUACAAUUACACGAGUAGAACUUCCUUAUUUAUUCACCAAGUGUAAUACACCUUUUCAUUUUAUAUAUUUUAAAAAAAAUUUUUGGGGGGGGGGGAGAAAGCCGACGUAUAUUUAGUUAUUUAAGAUGGGAUACAUGGUUGUAGAGCAGCGCAGCUCUACAAUGCUGCACCUGAAGAGAAACCCCGGCAUCCGUUCCUGGUCUCUUUUUAUCGGGAUGACAUCCAUUGGGUUCGCAGCUGCCUACUACAGUACAGAUAGCAUCUUGUGGAAGCUCUUCUAUGUGACCGGCUGUCUGUUUGUGGCCAUUCAGAACAUGGAAGAAUGGGAAGAGGCAGUGUUUGACAAAACUAACAAUGAGAUUCAACUCAAAACCAUUAGCUUGUACACUUUAGUUCUGACACUAUGGAAAAAGGGGCAAGAGAAAGUUGUCUUGGACUUGAGGCAUCUGCAUGAUGUCUGCGUUGAAGAAGAAAGGGUUCGAUAUUUGGGGAAAGGCUACCUCCUUAUGUUGCGCCUGGCUACAGGUUUCUCCUACCCCCUGACGCAGAGUGCCACACUCGGGGGGCGAAGUGAUGUGGAGGCUAUAGCUGCAUUGCUGAAGCGCUUUAUGGGGAUGGAGGAGCGCCGGCAGCAGAAGGAAAUGGCUGAGUAUGCAGAGGAGGAAGCAGAUUUUUUGGAUAACAGCAGUGAUUCAGAGGAUGGAAAAGAAAAAGCUUGACCUCUACGUCAUCUACUUUGAAAUUGAGUUUGGGAUGAUGCCACCGCUAAGGAGUAACAGUGGCUAAGGUUACUGAGAUGCUUUCAUUGCUUGGUAUGCUCACUUACUAACUUUAAAUAAAUUACAUGCAUGUUUUUUUAACAGAAUGUUAGUAGUGACAGUUAAGGAAAAUAUCUAGCUGUAUUCUAUUUUGGGAGUAUGGUGACUUAUUUCUAUUCGUUUUACACUGUUAAAACAACUAUGAUCUAAUUACUAUUACAAAACACUCCACAUUGCAGAUUUACUGUGCCUUCCUACUGAACAGUUUGGUAUUUAUUAUGUAUGUCAACUGAAAAGGCUGUUUGCACAAUUUACGGGACCAACCACAUUUUGGUUGUUUAUACUCAUACAGCUGGCAACCAGGAUGAAUCCAUGUACCAACAGUAAUCACCCAUGAAAAAUUUCCAUGACUCAACCUACAGUAAAUUGUGUGUGAAUUUCACCGUUUGUUGCCAGUCUUUUGUGAACCAAAUACAUUAAUAUUUUUGUUUGACUGUGUAUUCUAAAUCAGGGCUGUAGUGAAAUCCAAACAAGUUACUUAAAACCACUUGAAAAUAUUUUUGUUUCUACUGUUGGAUUAGAUUUUUUUUUUCAUUUUUAUAUUUUCUGGAAUCAUAUGUUUUGUAUUCAAAAAUCAACAUUUUCUUGUUUGUCUUUAUUAAAAUGCAUCUUAUACAUAAAA
This is a messenger RNA of Phycodurus eques (leafy seadragon), 1470 nucleotides long. Its product is annotated as cytochrome b-245 chaperone 1 homolog. The coding region runs from base 156 to 749 and encodes 197 amino acids. Lineage: Eukaryota; Metazoa; Chordata; Actinopteri; Syngnathiformes; Syngnathidae. The transcript has 6 exons. The record is from RefSeq and is a predicted model, not a curated record.